GAGGCGGGGCUGUGUGCGCCGCGCUUCUUCUGCCCCAGCUUCCGCGUCCAGCCCCCGGAGCUGGACGUGGAGUCGGAGCUGCGGCCGGGUCGGGAGCCGUGGGUUGGAGGCAGCAGGGCAGUAGCUUCGGCUGGGGCGGCGGGCGCCCCGUCCCUGAGAGAUGGACGGUGCGGAAGGCGGCGCCGGGCUGCCGGGCCCGGCCGAGCGAUCCCAUCGAAGCAGCGUGUCCUCCGUGGGAGCCCGAGCAGCUGAUGUGCUGGUAUACCUGGCAGACGACACAGUGGUGCCCCUGGCCGUGGAGAGCCUGCCCUCACUCAGUGCCCACGAGCUGCACCGCGCCGUCCGUGAUGUCCUGCAGCUCCCAGACGUCGCCCUGGAUGCCUUCGCGCUCUGGCUUGUCUCCCCUCUGCUGGUGGCACUGGUCAGAGGCUGCAUAGGCCGCUUCCCCUGUCAUCCUGCAGAGGUGCAGCUGAAGCCCAAGCACCAGCCCUACAAGCUGGGCCGCCAGUGGCCAGAACUGUUGUUGCGCUUCACCGUUGCCCCGGACGACGAUGUGGCCAUGGAUGAGCCUUCCCUGCAGUUCCGAAGGAACGUGUUCUUCCCAAAGCAGCGGGAGCUCCAGAUCCAUGAUGAGGAGGUCUUGCGGCUGCUCUAUGAGGAGGCCAAGGGCAAUGUGCUGGCUGCGCGGUACCCAUGCGACGUGGAAGACUGCGAGGCCCUGGGUGCCCUGGUGUGCCGAGUGCAGCUCGGGCCCUACCAGCCGGGCCAGCCUGCUGCCUGUGCCUUGAGGGAGAAGCUGGACUCCUUCCUCCCCGCCCACCUCUGUAAGCGGGGCCACGGGCUCUUUGCUGCCCUGAGGGGCCGUGGGGCCAAGGCUGGGACCGGUGAGCAGGGCCUGCUGAAUGCCUACCGCAAGGUGAAGGAAACGGCCGGCAGCCACAGCGAGUGCGAGGCCUCCCUGAGCACCCACUACCGCUCCUACCUCCUCAAGUGCCACGAGCUGCCCUUCUACGGGUGUGCCUUCUUCCACGGCGAGGUGGACAAGCCAGCCCAGGGCUUUUUGCCCCGGGGCAGGCGGAAGCCUGUAGUUGUGGCCAUCAGCCUGGAGGGCGUGCAUGUCAUCGACAGCCGGGAGAAGCACGUCCUGCUGGGCCUGCGCUUCCAGGAGCUGUCGUGGGACCACACCUCCCCCGAGGAGGAGGAGUCUGUCCUGUGGCUGGAGUUCGAUGGGGACAAUGAAGGCACACCAGUCAACAAGCUCCUCAAGAUCUACUCCAAGCAGGCGGAACUGAUGAGCAGCCUCAUUGAGUACUGCAUCGAGCUGAACCAGGCUGCAGAGCCCAUUGUCCCCCAGGAGAGCGUGUCUGGUGCCCCCUCGGCCACCAGCGCCUUGCCGUCUCCCAUGAAGCGCCCCCAGCUGCGGAGGCAGAGCAGCGUGGUGUGCAGCCGGGUCCAGUACCUCUCCACCAUUGACUACGUGGAGGAGGGCGAGCAGAUCAAGCGAGUCAAACCGAAGCGCACCACGUCCUUCUUCAGCCGGCAGCUAUCUGCGAGCCAGGGGAGUUACACCAUGGUGCAGCCGGCCGGCAGCCUGGAGCAGGGCUGAGGGCACUGCACGGGCCCAGGCUGGGGCCCUUGUGCUGGGAGGAGGGCUGCCUCAGAGGGUGAGGUGACCCCCUGCCUGGGAGGGAGCCUGGGCCGUGCAGAGCUGGCUGGGGACUCCCACAGCGUCCCACUUGCAGACUGCCUGCCCUUCCCCUGAGCCACAGGCCCCGCUGCUGUCUCAGGAUCAUUUGAUCAGGCCCUGGUCACCCUUCCUACCCAGGGACUCACUUUUUGUGUCCUCUCAAGAUGAACAAUGUCCCUGUUCUGAAGUCCCUGGUGGCAGCUCUGAUGGCAGGUGGCCGAGGAAUAGGGCUCAGGCCCCGUAGGUCCGGUCUUUGGUCUGUUCCCUGGACUUGGGUGACCACAUGCUCACAUUCCUUCGCCAGCAUUCCACCCAGCCCCUGCUGCCAGGCUGGGCCAUCACUGUGUUGGGGGGCUGAGGGGGGGUGGGGAGGGGCCUCCUUGGCUUGAACCUCAGCAAGAACGGGAGGUGAGGCCCCUCCACUCCUAUCCUCCCUGGCUGGAUGGCACUGGAGGGAGCUGGGCCUGGCCUGGCAAGGAAGUGCCCUGUGCCCCUCACUCGGGCCUCUCAGGCAGGCAACACUAACCAGAAGAAAAGUGCCUUUUUGCUGGUCUUUGCUGAUGUACUGUGCUGGGUGGUAGCGGUCCUAUGGACCAGUGAGCCCAGCAGGCCUACACGUGUCAUUCUAAGAAGUUCCCAAAGCCCCUGGGGCUUCCAUUUGCAGUUUUGCUGUUUUGUCAUCUGCUCUGGUGCCAUGAAGACUGUGAACUGUGGCAACUUGAGAGAACCGCCCCCGGCCUUAGACUGGGGGCUCUCCUUCUGAGGCAGCACCGGCACUGUGUUGCCAUGUGGCCUGGCCCUGGCCCAGCCCACACAAGUCUCUAUCCCAGGACGCAGGAGGCCAGACGUGGCUCUGGGCACAGCCCUUCCCCAGCUCUGCCCUCCAGCCUUUGGCCCCUGAGUCGGUCCAGAGGAGCGCCUCCCCAGCCCCUGCAUGGGUGGGCCCCGCUGGUAGGUCCCAGGCGCUUCCUGGCGCUUCCUGGGACUUUCCACCGGAAGGAGACAGGCCAGGCCCAGCUCAGGGCUUUGCUUUGUCUCCCCUUCCCUGUGGAGCCAAGGGGAGGAAGCGUGCGCCUCUUGUCUCCAGAUGUCAGAGCCCACUCGCCUCCCCCCUUGGCGGCUUUUGAACACUCCAGAUGCUUGGAGGUGGGUGUGCCUUUUGUUGUUUGUCAUAAUAAACAGGUGUCCCAGCCAGAGGACAUCCACCUCCCCUCCUGGAGUCACUCGAGCUCACUGGCUGCCCCGUCUGUCUGGUCCGUCUCGUCCCAUGUGCUGUUAAUGCCAAGGGGAAUUCUCACCUGAUGGGCUGAGCCCGUGGGGAGUGUGUGUGUGUGUGUGUGUGUGUGUGUGUGUGUGUGUGUACACAGACUACUUGUUUUCAUUCCUCAGCCUUCUGUUUUCUAAGCAUCUAUUGUGCUGUCACCUGGCCUGCCUGCCCUUUGGGACAAAUCAGUGUUUUUAUUAAGUGUCCUUUGAAUAUUCUCAUUCUUUUGUAUCAUGUGACUCAUCAAUAAAGUCCAUUUCCAGCAAA
Molecule: messenger RNA, 3218 nt
Organism: Manis pentadactyla (Chinese pangolin)
Lineage: Eukaryota; Metazoa; Chordata; Mammalia; Pholidota; Manidae
Gene: FRMD8
Product: FERM domain containing 8
Exons: 11
Coding region: 161-1606 (481 amino acids)
Biological process (GO): negative regulation of canonical Wnt signaling pathway
Cellular component (GO): cytoskeleton; plasma membrane
Source: RefSeq, a predicted model, not a curated record